Molecule: messenger RNA, 2954 nt
Organism: Octopus sinensis (East Asian common octopus)
Lineage: Eukaryota; Metazoa; Mollusca; Cephalopoda; Octopoda; Octopodidae
Product: long-chain-fatty-acid--CoA ligase 5
Exons: 22
Coding region: 592-2532 (646 amino acids)
Biological process (GO): long-chain fatty acid metabolic process
Cellular component (GO): membrane; endoplasmic reticulum
Molecular function (GO): long-chain fatty acid-CoA ligase activity
Source: RefSeq, a predicted model, not a curated record
CAAUUUCCACUGUCUUGUCCUUUCAAUAGCAGUUUCUCUCACUCGUAUCAGUCACUAUAUAUUUCUCCUUGCACCUCCCUCUUAUUUAUCUGUCAUCACCAACCACCACUAACCGACCGAUAUUCUGACUCUAAGCCCUCAUUUAAACUUUCUUAACUCACACUAUUCUAAAUUCUUUCGACACACGUUAUACUUAAUUUCUGUAUAAUUUUCCUAAUAUCUCUUCUCGUCAUCCGAUCUUACACGCUUGUAUUAUUUCAUUGACGUUCCUUAUAAAAUUUGACUUUUUACUUCUCCCUAAGGGAUUUACACGAACUUGUUGCUUACUAUCGUGCUUGGAUUUUUUUUUAAUUUUCUGAGCAGACGACCAAACGACCAGGUCGGGUUGUAGCUUUGACAUCACAGCUACUCCUCAUCUCAGAAGAUUUUUAAACGUCAAAAACAACAUCAACUACAUCGACAAUUAAUUUGCAAAGAAGACAACACCAGUGGUUCGACGUUUUUUACGGUUUUUAAAGAACACAGUCGGUUGCUAUAACACAUAUCAUAGCGGUCGUUAUUCGUGUGCAAUAAGAUAAAAAAACAACAACCAUGAAUCAUACUGACAUCAAAAAUCAAGCAGUAGUCCUUGAGGAUGGAAUAUAUCGAUCCACACUACUAGAAAACCCUGAUAAUCUGUUUGAUGCUGUUGAUGAGAACUUUUCUACAGCGCAUGAAUGUUUUUUGAGGGGUUUGGAAAUAUCACGCAAUAAACCAUUCCUGGGUAAACGAAGUGGUCCAAAUGGCGCAUAUGAAUGGAUAACUUAUCAAGAGGCUUAUGACAGAGCCCAUGAAAUUGGAAGUGGAUUGUUGCAGUUAGGAGUGAAAGCCGGUGUUGAAGAAAUUAUCAGUAUAUACUGCAAAAACAGAAUUGAGUGGACACUCAUUGACCUGGCUUGUGCAAUGUACACAGUGGUCCUUGCGGGGCUCUAUGACACAAUAAGUGCUGAAGCUUCAUCCUACGUCAUCGAACAAACGGAAAGUAAAGUUCUAAUAUGUGACAAUGUCAGUAAAAUGGACAAGUUGUUCAGUACAAAAAGUUCUUAUGAGAAUUUGAAGACCAUAGUUCUUGUGGAUCACCCUGGAGACGACUUCACUAAUGUCGAAAAGGAGAGAAACGUAAAAAUAGUUUCUCUGGAUGCAGUCCAAGAAAUGGGUAAAAAUAAUUUAGAAGAAUUAGUUCCACCAAAACCAGAAAAUUUAUUUUGCCUCUGUUACACAAGUGGUUCCACAGGUUUACCGAAAGGAGUCAUCACGUCUCACCGAAAUGUAACGAGUAUGGUUGUAUCAACUGAAAUACUGAUGAAAGGCCACAAUCCUUAUAAUCCAGACACAGUCAACUUUUCUUAUCUACCAUUACCACAUGCAUUUGAAAGAUUAAAUCAGUUACUGACGUAUACUAAAGGUGGCAGAAUUGGCUUUUUUCAAGGAGAUGUUAAAAAGUUAUUUGAUGACCUCCAGGAAUUGAAACCAACAAUAUUCACAGCAGUUCCACGAAUUUUGAAUCGUGUCUACGAUAAAAUACACAAUGAACUCAAAAGUCCCAUCAAAAUGAAAAUUCUGGAAUGGGCAUUGAGAAGUAAACAAGCUGAGGUCGAAAAAGGAAUUUUUCGAAAUAAUUCCUGGUGGGAUAUACUGAUAUUGAAAAAAAUCCAAACUUUAUUUGGUGGCAAUAUAAAAUACCUUGUUAUAGGAUCAGCCCCUAUUUUGGCAAAGAUUUUGAACUUUUUCCGUUAUGCUUUGGGUUGCCAGGUAUAUGAAGGUUAUGGCCAAACGGAAAGCACGGGAAUAGUCUCAAUAACUCUUCCAGGUGAAUGUGAUGCAGGUCAUGUUGGCCCUCCAGCCCCUAAUAAUUAUGUUAAACUGGUUGAUGUUCCGGAAGCUGGAUAUUUCCAAGCCGAUGGAAAAGGAGAGAUUUGCGUAAAAGGAAUGAAUGUGACAGGCGGAUAUUUCAAGCUUCCAGAGAAAACAGCAGAAAUAUUUGACAGUGAUGGUUGGCUUCAUACACAAGAUAUUGGCAUGUUCUUACCCAAUGGAACACUGAAAAUCAUUGACCGCAAAAAGAACAUAUUUAAACUUUCACAGGGUGAAUAUAUUGCACCUGAAAAGAUUGAAAAUAUUUACUUAUUAUGUCCAUUAAUAUCCCAAAUCUUUGUGGCUGGUGACAGUUUACAGUCCUACAUUGUCGCCAUAGUUGUUCCAAAUGAUGAGAACUUACUUGAACUAGCAAAGCUGAAAGGAAUAGAAGGAACAUAUGAAGAACUCUGUGACAACAAGGAAAUAAAGAACAUUAUUUUGACCGAUAUUCAAGAAAUAGGUAAAAAACAUGAUUUGAAAGGUUUUGAACAGGUAAAGGCUAUCACUCUCACUUCGGUCCCAUUCGGAAUUGAAAAUGGUCUCAUUUCAGCGACACUGAAGAAUAAACGAUUCCAAUUAUUGAAAACUUUUCAGCAACAAGUUUCAGAUAUGUACAAAAUCAGCAAUGGUUCUUAGGCAACAUUUUUGUGUCCUUUGAGUCAUUAUAACAACAUUUUCUCUAUUUUCUUAUACAUCAUUGUACCAUACUUUCUCUCAAUAGAAUUUCUGCCACAAAUUUAUACUAUUUGGUUGUCAGAUGAAAUUGUUUUGUUUUUGUUUCUCCUACUUGGUAAUUCAAUGCUACAUGUCUGAAACGAAGUAAGAUUCAUUCAAACUUCUAUAACGAUAAACGAAAAGUUGUUGAGAAAGAGUAAAGCUACAAAACAAAAAUAACAAAUAAAAGGCAUAUAACAUUAUAAUAUAAACAAUUUGUGUUUAUUCAAAUAACAUUGGAAAGGAUUGAAAUAAAUGGAAGAAAAGGGAAACAAAUUUAUCUGAGAACCUAAUAAUUUGCUGUGAUGAAUGCUGUAAAUGUAAACAAAUACUUAAGUUUCCAA